This is a messenger RNA of Cutaneotrichosporon oleaginosum, 675 nucleotides long. RefSeq lists its product as uncharacterized. Gene Ontology annotation, cellular component: GINS complex. Gene Ontology annotation, biological process: DNA-templated DNA replication; double-strand break repair via break-induced replication. NCBI's taxonomy places the organism in Eukaryota, Fungi, Basidiomycota, Tremellomycetes, Trichosporonales, Trichosporonaceae. The record is from RefSeq and is a predicted model, not a curated record.
AUGGAGGACGCCGUGGCAAAAUCCAAGGUGUUCACGCCAGAGGAUCUCGACCCCGGGCCUGAUGAAGACGAGCUGGACGACGUGCGCCGGCUCGGGCGGGCGCUGGCGAAGGAGAGGGGGACGCCGGCACUGCUCGACUGGGACGCCGACCUGGUCGGCACGUUGCUGGACAAGUUGGAGCAGCAGGGCAAGAUGAUGUCGACGUUGCGAGCCGAUCCGUCGACGAGCGAGGAGGAACAUUUUCGGCUUGUGCUAGUGCAGACGGAGAUGGAGCGGGCCAAGUGGCUCGUGAGGAGUUAUGUGCGGGCGCGAUUGCAUAAGAUCGAAAGAUACGCCCAGCACAUUGCUACAACGCCAGAACUGCAUGCACGGCUAUCGGGCGGCGAGCUGGCCCAUGCGCGGCGUUACGCAGACCUUAUAGCACGGCACUACUCUUCCUCCGUGCUAGACUCUCUCCCAGAAUGGUUGCGGCGGAUGGACGAGAGUAGCGGGGGAGUGUCCAUGGUAACGAAGCCCAACCACGCCCAACCGGUGCUCAUCUACAUUCGCAAAGACUGCGGCGAGCUCGUGCUCGAUGGCGACGAAGUGGCCGAGCUCACGAAGGGCUCGUCGCACUUGGUGCGGUACGACCUGGUCGAGCGGUGGGUGCAGCUCGGCUGGGCCGAGGUGCUGUAG